Molecule: messenger RNA, 1721 nt
Organism: Cucumis melo (muskmelon)
Lineage: Eukaryota; Viridiplantae; Streptophyta; Magnoliopsida; Cucurbitales; Cucurbitaceae
Product: fatty acid desaturase 4, chloroplastic
Exons: 1
Coding region: 648-1589 (313 amino acids)
Source: RefSeq, a predicted model, not a curated record
UUCUGUCGCUAAAAGCAUAGAAACCAAAAUUGUAUUUAAUCAAAUAUUUCCAAUUAACCAUCUAAAAAGAAAGAGGGAAGUUUGUAGCAAAAUCUCAACCUCUGCGUCUCUAUCUUCAAUCUUGACUCUCGACCCAACCAAACAAUUGGUUUUACAAAUUUGUGGUACCCAAAACUCACAACUUUAAUUAUUCUUCAAAGGCAAAAACAGUUCCACGUAGUCACAUAAAUCUUCCAAAAUGAAACGAAGGUUUUCCUUCAGAGAAUCCUUUCAGAAUAAACCUCAAUAUUAACAUAAUCCUACUCAGCCUAUGUGCCCACCACACCAUUGUCUUUCUUCCUUCUUCUUCCUCUCUUUCCUCUCCACAGAUUCGUGGCCUCUAUUUCAACUCACUCUUUUCAAUAUUUUGUGCCACCACACCAUUGUCUUUUCUUCCUUCUUCUUCCUCUCUUUCCUCUCCAAGAUUCGUGGCCUGUAUUUCAACUCACUCUUUUCAAUAUUUUGUGCCACCACACCAUUGUCUUUUCUUCCUUCUUCUUCCUCUCUUUCCUCUCCAAGAUUCGUGGCCUGUAUUUCAACUCACUCUUUUCAAUAUUUUGCCACCCAUCGUUCCUCUAUUGGUUUCUUCUUCUUCUUCUUUCCUUUCAAUGUCCAUCUUAGCUCAAAACAAGUUCCUUCUGAGCUCUCGAUCCCAUGUUAAUCCAUGCAGCACUCCGACUCCACGGAGAGUUGUCUACUGCAUAGCUAAUACCACAGUCAAUGGUGUUGGUACCAGUUCGAAGCAUGGUGAUGGUCAACUAGUCAUUGAACGUGAGGUUAUAUCUCCGAGUCCACUUACAUCGGUCAAUUCCUCCACCUAUUAUUCUGUUCUUAAUGACCCGAGUUUACGGUCAACUUGGAGUCAUCGUGCGUGGGUGGCUGGUGGGUGCACCACGGUGCUAAUCUCUUUGGCAAAAUCAAUAGUGGGUGCAGCCAGUUCACGUAUCUGGCUUGAGCCUGCUUUAGCAGCAUUGGUAGGCUACAUUUUAGCUGACCUUGGAUCUGGAAUUUAUCACUGGGGCAUCGAUAACUAUGGUGGUGCGUCAACCCCAAUCUUUGGUACCCAAAUAGAAGCAUUCCAAGGCCAUCACAAGUGGCCCUGGACAAUCACGAAGCGACAGUUCGCCAACAAUUUGUACGCUUUGGCACGAGCUGUGACUUUUGCUGUACUUCCUGUAAGCCUUGCAUUUGAUGAUCCCACUCUACAUGGUUUUGUUGGUGUCUGCUCAGGUUGCAUAAUGUUUAGUCAACAGUUUCAUGCAUGGGCUCAUGGUAAAAAGAGUGAAAUUCCGCCGCUCGUGGUGGCAAUGCAAGAUGCUGGCCUGCUCGUGUCACGAACACAGCAUGCUACACAUCAUCGUCCACCCUAUAACAACAACUAUUGCAUAGUAAGUGGAAUAUGGAAUCAGCUUUUGGAUGAAACAAAGGUUUUUGAGGCAUUGGAGAUGAUCUUGUACUUCAAACUUGGGCUGAGACCAAGAUCUUGGACUGAGCCUAAUUCUGAAUGGACUGAAGAGACCGAGAUUCUUGAACAAACUACAGCCCAUUAACCACAUUCUUCUUUCAUUCAUAUCAUGUUUUUCCUUGUAAGAAUAGAAGGAAACAGAAUUUAUUUGAAAUAUCUUCACAUGUAAACUAUAUAUGAUGUUUUUUUUUUAUUUGAAGACGUGUUUUUUCCUUUA